Messenger RNA from Symbiodinium pilosum, 1230 nucleotides. Lineage: Eukaryota; Dinophyceae; Suessiales; Symbiodiniaceae. The record is from the annotation of a GenBank genome assembly.
AUGAACAACAUUCCUGCACUGCUUAACCAUUUGGACGCUAAUCGAGAGUCGCCGACCUUGAGCUUGGCAUAUGCGUCGAUUUCAGAUGAGGGCAUAGUGGAGGUAUCCAAGUUCCUGCGGGACAACCCCUUUGUGAAGUACUUGGACCUCCGAGGAAACAACAUUCAGGCCAAGGGAGCCAUGGCCCUGGCCAACGGCAUUAAGAUCAAUAGAUCUUUGCGAAGUUUGAAUUUGAAGUGGAAUGCCAUUGGAAAAGAUCCCAGUGGUUUGAAUGCUCUAUGUGACGUCCUGAAGUCGAAUCUGACUGUCGGUCACGUGGAUCUUCGAAAUAAUCGCAUCAACAAUGUGGGUGCAAAAUACAUCGGCGAGAUGUUAGCAUCAAACACGACAAUCACGCAUCUGGACCUGUCCUGGAAUGACCUCGGGGCUGAUGGUGGAUUGGCGCUCCUAGAAGGCCUUAAGCACAAUAGCACCGUCCUGGACUGUCAGCUCAGCGGUUCCAAGGUUGGUGAGGAGACGCUGCACGAAGUUGCGUUUCUGCUUCGGAGGAAUAAAGCUUCAGCAUCGUACAAGGCCAGUCCAAAUUCGACUGGAGCACAAAUGGCCGCGGCCGAUGCUAAGACAGCCACCCUCGGUAAACCUGUUGCUCCUGGUCGAGGGCAGGUCGACCGGAGCCAAGCAGACACGAAGGGCGCUGACGCAGAAGCCUUGCCACCUCCAAAGAAGGGGCCUCAAGCCAAAGCAAAUUGGACACCGAAGGACAGUAGCACCUUGAUGCUGCGGCUCAUGAUGAAAGAGAGGGAGCAGGUCCUGCCAGAGGACAAGGUGUUCUACCAACAGAUAGCUGAACAUAUUGACAAACUGCUCCUGGAAACUUCAAAGCACAAGCAGGGCAGAGUUGAUGGCGAGGAGAGAGAAAAGUUGUCGACGACAGGUUUCCUGGAAAGGGAGCAGAGGUAUAUAAAAGAAAUCCGGCAGACAGAAGAGGCUCUCCAAAGAGUCAUAAACGAGAAGGAGUUUUCGCAAAAAGAGUUGGCCGCCAAGAGCGUGUCCCUGAAUCAGUUGAACGAGCAGAACACGUCGGCUGUCCGCGAGUCCAUCGUGAUGCAGGAGCGCACAGCCGCAGAAGAGCAGCAGCUGAGAAAGGAAUUGCGGGAACUCCAAGUGGAAAAGAAAGACCUUCAGGACAAGUUGGCUCUGAAUGUCAAGGACUUGGAGCUCCUGGAACAG